Molecule: messenger RNA, 3781 nt
Organism: Styela clava
Lineage: Eukaryota; Metazoa; Chordata; Ascidiacea; Stolidobranchia; Styelidae
Source: RefSeq, a predicted model, not a curated record
UUAACCAAAUCGGCGGAAUUUAUCAAAAGGCUCAGUUCUACUGUAAAAGCAUCAACGCAGAAAUGCCUAAAAUACAAGAUUUUCCUACUCAGAACUUUCUUGAAAAAUCUUCGGAUGCAUUAUUGACUAAUACAAAUGCUUACAUUGGAUUGACCCGCAAGCAAGAACAAAGUUCUGUAAUUUGGAGAUGGGCCGACAACACUAUAGGAUAUAAUGAAACAAAGGAUGAGAGAUGGACUUUCACAGCCUGGACAUACCGAUGAAGGGUUGUUUGUAGGUUGGGCUAACGGACAGCCCAGUAAAAAUGAUGAGAAAAACUGCGUUGUAAUGGUACACGAUAAGUCUCGUAAAUGGUACAAUGUACCUUGCAGUUAUUCCACUGGAUUUUUUUGUGAAAAAAAGGUAUUGCUGUUACCCAAAAUUGAACUUGUUGAAAUAGGGGAAUGUUCGGCUGAUAUCAAAAUAAAAUGGAAAGCAUCUUCUCAAGCUAUUGGAAUUAAACAUAGAAUAGAAUUCGUGGACAAUAAAAAUGGAAACGCAAAGAAGUACGACCCGAUCGAUAUCAUACCAAACAAAGAAUCUCUAAUAAAUGAAAUCACAUUGCCCUUUGCUACAAAUUAUACUGUAAAGAUAUAUGUUUGUCCUGAUGAGUGCGUUUCUUCAUGUAACUCAGAAACCCAAUUCGUUACUGAUGGAGGGCUUCCGAACGCUGUGAGAGAUUCAAAAGUUAUGCAAUUAACAUCUGAAUCAAUUUGUAUUGUUUCGUGGAAAAAACCGAAACCUGAGAUCGUGUUAUUUCCUUAUCAGAUCAACAUUACUUAUGAAUUGAAUCACAUAUCUUCUCAUAGUCCCAUGAUUCGUGAACUGAAUAAAAACCAGCUAUUUUCGUCUAACAACGUCAGUUUCACUUUUGAACCAUCCCCAAAUCGAAAGUAUACAUUUUCAAUUCGAGCCCAAACGUGCUCUGGCUUUGGCGAGUCUGCAAAAGCUGUGGGGAAAUGUUCAACUGGAGUUGCAGCGCCCCCAAACAUAUCAUCUCCAAUAUUACCUACAUUUAAAAAUGAGGACGGAACAGCAAACUUUUCAAUUUCAAGCAUAAACGAAGAAAAUGGACCGAUAAGCUGCAUAUUCAUUAUUGGAGUCGUUGAGCCGAAAGCAAGUCGUCCAAUAGAGGAAUCAUACAACCAAGAUCGGAUUGAAAAAGCAAAUACCAACUUGAAUAUGUCUUCCCCGGGUGAAAAUGCCGAAUACAUUGCAAUUGUUUUGUCAAGAUCUUCAGUUAUAAAUUUGACUAACAACGACGGGUUCAUAAGCUUAUUGCUCGGAGACAAUCAAACAACUUAUUGUAACGUAUUGGGUAAAUCACAACAUAGGCAAAAAAGAGCGAUUCGUGAAUUUUCUGGAAACAAUCCUUCAUUGGACAAAGAAACAAAUUACGGGUUUUUUACUGUUACUUCCACGCCGAAUGAUAAUGGCGAUGUCAUGUACAAAAGUAGCAAGAUGUCCAUGCUGCAGAAUAGUAAACAAGAACCCCGUAAUUCAGAAUUGACGUGGAUUGUUGCAGUCGUAAUCGGUGUAAUAGUUUUUAUAUGUUUAUUACUUCUAGCUGUUUUACUCCUUCGAAGAAGACAAGACAAGGCUCCACCGGAAACUGAAUCAAUGCCGAUGGAAAGAAUUGUACAAAGUGCAGAACCAACAUACGCUAACUUGACGAUGGAAAGUAAAGAAUUAAGAUCAGAUACCGAUAUUCCGCUACAAAGACUAGAAAUUGUGUACAAUUCAAUGAAGUUAAACAAUAAUGCCGAAUUUGAAAAGGAAUUUCAGAAACUCAAAACUGACGCCAAAGGAAGCACACAUUCUACAGAUGUUGGUUCUGCUUCCUCGAUAGCUGCAAAAAACAGAUACAAAAACAUUUUACCAUACGACAACACCCGAGUGAAACUGAGUGGCAAUGGUGAUGUCAGCUACAUUAAUGCGUGUUAUAUACAGGGUUUCAAUGAGCCCAGGAAAUUUAUUGCUACACAAGGACCGCUACCCAACACAGUUGAUGAUUUUUGGAGAAUGAUCGUAGAACAAAGAUGCAAUGUGAUCGUUAUGCUAACAAAAUGUUUUGAAAAGGGAAAGAAAAAAUGUGAGAAGUAUUGGCCGGAACAAGGUGAAACGAAGCAAUAUGGUAAAGUAGUUGUUCACAACAUUGCAGAAGCUGUUUUUGGAAGUUAUAUAAAUAGAACAUUGAGAGUGAAAAAUGGUCAGAAGAGUGAAGAAAUUGUUCAGCAUUACCAGUUACUAAAAUGGCCAGAUCACGGUGUUCCAAUGACCACAAGCAGUUUUUUCAGAACAUAUAGCGCGGUGUCUGAAUGUAUGGAAAGAAGCACUGGUCCAACAGUCGUUCAUUGUAGUGCUGGUGCAGGAAGGACAGGAACAUUCAUCGCAUAUGACUAUUUAUCAGCAGAGAGAGAGAGAUUAAACCGUGUUGAUGUAUACAAUUGUGUAAUUAACAUGAGACAACAACGUGUUGAUAUGGUGCAAAAUUGUGACCAAUAUAUCUUCAUACACAAGCUGCUCUUAGAGUCGUAUUUACUUGGAAUCACCGAUUCGGGACCGGAUUCAUUCCAUGCAACAAGCGGUUAUCCUAAAGAAGAAAGAGAUAUCAACGAUGAAUUCAGAAGACUUUCAACAGUUGAUCCCAUGAAAAAUAAAACUUAUGGUUCCAGUUUCAAGAGUGGUAAUAGAAAUAAAAAUAUACUACCCUAUGAGCGUAACAGAGUCAAAAUAAAUCCACUGAAUGAUGAGAUUGAUGUUCCUUAUGUAAAUGCAUCUUAUAUUGAGAGUUAUGAUGAUUCAUAUGCUAUAAUUGCUGCUCAAGGACCAGUUUCUGCUUCCGUUGAAAACUUUUGGAGAUCAGUUUUUGAUAAUGAUGUCUCAAUAAUAAUUAUGUUAACAGAUUGCAAAGAAAACAACAAAGAACAAUGUGUACAAUACUGGCCAGAUGGAGUUGAAAAAACGUUGCAGUUACAAAAUGUUUCUGUAGUAUUUGAUGAAGAGCAUAUCAAAAAUGGAAUAACGUGUCGCGAUCUUCGUGUUUCCUUGGAAGGAGAAAUCAAGCAAGUGAUGCAGUAUCAAUAUAAAGGGUGGAGUGUAAGCAAUUGCCCAUCAGAUCCGACGGGAGUUCUUGAUUUGAUUAAUAUUAUGACUGACAGAGUUCGAUCACUGAACAAUGCAACAGUUAUUGUUCAUUGCAGUGACGGCGCAGGAAGAACUGGCACAUUUUGCGCAAUUGUUAAUCUUAUUGAAAGACUCAAAUGCGAAAACAAAAUUGAUGUGUUCAGAGAAGCUAAAGAUCUGCGAGACUCUAGAGCAGGGAUGAUACAGACUCUGGACCAGUACAAGUUCUGCUACCUUGCUGUAUCAACGUAUUUAUCAUCUUUCGAUCUCUAUUCAAAUUUCGAUGGAAAGGAAGAAGAAACAGUUUAUGAGAAUCUGUAACGAAAAUUAGUUCCACAUUUUUUUCUUCCUAUUAUCUCACUUUAUAGGAUAUAUUUUGAUGCUAAACAUUUAAGUGCCAUAAGCCUACAAUGGUUUAGAUUUUGUUACCAUGUUUCUGACAUUUUGGCAGCUAUUCUAUACUACACGAGUAAAGGCUUUGAUCGUGUUUACAAUACCUAUGCAAUUCAGUACCCUAAAUGAAAAUUGACUCCUGUCAACCUUAUCCUGUAUCGUUCAUAUUUUUGUGACCUUUCUCAUAUUUUGUUAUUGUUAAUGUAAUUAUACAAGAGAGCAA